Messenger RNA from Dermacentor albipictus, 1448 nucleotides. Its product is annotated as neuronal acetylcholine receptor subunit alpha-5-like. The record is from RefSeq and is a predicted model, not a curated record. NCBI's taxonomy places the organism in Eukaryota, Metazoa, Arthropoda, Arachnida, Ixodida, Ixodidae. Gene Ontology annotation, cellular component: synapse; neuron projection; plasma membrane. Gene Ontology annotation, molecular function: transmembrane signaling receptor activity; excitatory extracellular ligand-gated monoatomic ion channel activity; transmitter-gated monoatomic ion channel activity involved in regulation of postsynaptic membrane potential. Gene Ontology annotation, biological process: monoatomic ion transmembrane transport; signal transduction; regulation of membrane potential.
AGAUGCGGUAUAGAGCACGGGAAUCACUGAAACCGAAGACAGACGACCGAACGCCUCCUGUGGGACGUCGACGAUGUCUUUCAGCAGUGCCCUGAGGCGUAAUACGGUCGUUCUUUCCUCGGCGGGACGCCAGCUGAGCAGCUGUCGAUGGAAGUACACAACUCGCUCGUUCACCUUGCUCUAUUUGUCGGCACUGUCCUGGCUGCGCGAAACGGAAACCAUAAUGACGGAAGCUACGAGCACACUGCCCAGCGCCUUCGGCGGCUGCUCUUUCAAGAGAGGAACUACGACGCGACGUCCAGGCCGACGAACUCCACCUCCGAGCCGACCGUCAUAAAGGCUUCCGUUGUGUUCAAGAGCAUCAUGCACGUCAGGGGUGAAAGCGACUGGUUUACGGGUGUCCUGUGGCUGGGUGCGUUCUGGCACGACCACCGGUUGACUUGGAACAAGGAGGAAUACGACGACACCGUGUACCUGGACGUUCACAAGAGCCAAAUAUGGUCGCCUGAAGUGGACCUUCUCAACGUAGUGAGCGACAAAUACGACCCGUGGAACGAUUGGCUCACCAUAGAUUCCAAUGGCACGGUUUGGGCCUAUUCCACUGCCAAGUUCAAGUUACCCUGCCCCGUCGGUGGUGGAAAGUUCCAGACCGACGAGCAGGUCUGCACCAUUCGUAUGGCGUCAGACACGUAUGACAGUAACGAGGUGACGCUGGUGGAAGGCGAAUUCUGGGAAGAGCUCCAGACAGCCGGUAACACGGAGUGGGACCUCACCAAGAUGUCCUACGCCAAUCACACGGAAUUCAAUAGGUCCUUCCUGGACGUGUCGUUCCACUUGAGGAGGUUGUCGAAACGACACCGCUACGCCGUCAACGUACCCUUGGUGGCCGUGACGCUGGUGAUGCUCUCUGCCUUCUGGAUGCCGCCAGGUUCGGACCGUAGGCUUACGCUCGUCGGCCUGAACUUCCUGGUGGUCGCGAUAAUGCUGGACAGGACGACGACUCUCCUCGGGCUGUCGGUGGCGACGUCGAACACAUUCCUCUUCCUGGGUACGGUGGCGGUCGUGCAAGUGGUCACCGCAGCCGGAAACAUUUUCGCUCUGAACCUGCUGUCUUCUAGGACGGGCUUCAAAGUUCCAGACGUCCUACACCGUGCCCUGUCUGGAACAGCCGGAACUGUUCUUUGCCUAAACAACCACGAGCAGGAGACGUCGGUGCGGCCACGAGAUGUAAUGCACCCGCUGACAUUCGACGACACUCAAGAUCGAAGACGGCGCUGGCUUCUUUUGGCACAAGCCGUAGACCGGCUGCUGUUCAUCGUGUUCGGAUUCACGGCUAUCGCUCUCCUGGCGUGAGCCAUCAGUUUGUUCACAAGAGAGAAGUUGCAUCGGCUCUGCAAACUUGAGCCGAUAUGAAGGCCGGUAAACCUUACUGAUGGGCCAUUUGCUAA